Messenger RNA from Elgaria multicarinata webbii, 7750 nucleotides. RefSeq names its product ALF transcription elongation factor 1 (gene AFF1). Lineage: Eukaryota; Metazoa; Chordata; Lepidosauria; Squamata; Anguidae. The transcript has 22 exons. Gene Ontology annotation, biological process: regulation of gene expression. Gene Ontology annotation, cellular component: nucleus; super elongation complex. The record is from RefSeq and is a predicted model, not a curated record. Bases 172 to 3837 code for a protein of 1221 amino acids.
CAGAGAGAGCAAACAAGCAGAGCAGCCUGGCUUCUCCCCCCACCCCUCUGCGCCCCUGCCGUUGCUGGAGCGAGGACACUCAGACCACCUCCUUCUGUUACCUUCUCCUGUCUGCAGAUGGAUUUUGCACGGUUUUAGCGGAGAUGAGCUGAUUUGCGCAGAAUUGUCAAGAUGGCUUCCACAAAUGCAGCAAGUAGCAAAAACGGCUUGUACAAUGAAGAGAGAAAUUUGCUCCGUAUCCAAGCAAAAGAGAGGAGGAAUCAGGAAGCUCACCAGGAGAGAGAAACGUUCCCUGCAGAUAUUCCCCUCUUUGGAAAACCUUACAAGAUUAACAAAGCAGAUGAAUUGUCCAGUCGGAUUCAGAAAAUGUUCGGCAACUAUGAAGAGAUGAAGGAGCUCAUCACCACCGCGUCCCAUCAGAAUCUCAUCUGGAUCCCCACGAGCGUCAUGUCUCUGAUCCCUCAGCGCAAGCCAGAUCGCUCACUCUUUCCUGAAAAGGCCGCCAACGUCUUACCCCCCUCAUUCCAGAACAGUGGCCAUCCCCACAAGCCUUUGGGACCCCUCGCUUCGGGUGCUCCCUCUGCAGGCAACUCUGUGCACUACCAAAAAGCUCACUCGAGGAUAGAGCCGGCCUCUCAGAGCGGUGGGUCGUCCGGCACCCAGAAGCAAGGCCAAGAGCAGAGUUGCAAGAGUCAAGAAGUCCAGAAAAGCAGGCGGCAGCAGCAGAAGAGCGAAAGAUGCAUUGAAGAAGACAUUGCGCACGCGGUGCAGGCCUCCCUUUUGGAACUCUCUCCCUUGCUGUCCACGUUGGCUUCCCCCAUAGCACCUCUGUCACCUCUACAUUCCAGCCAACGUGUCAAUUCCAGGUCUCGCAGCAACAACAAAAAACACAGGCAGAAAAGCUCCCCUUCUCGGGAGCUGUCGGCUGGAACACGGGAUAACGAAACCCAGGACGGCUUGAGUGCUACUGUAGCUGUCCCUGCCCACCCUUCCGCUCAGACUUUCCCCUCCUCCUUAUCCUCCAAACCCAGUGCAAUACAGCAGAAGCCGACUGCCUACGUCAGGCCAAUGGAUGGUCAAGAUCAAGCGCCGGAUGAGUCUCCCGAGCUCAAGCCUCUUCCCGAGGAAUACCACGAACCAUCCUACGGGAAAAUAACAAACCUAAGAGCAAGCGGCAAGACCAGCCUGCCCAAAUUGAAAAUAUCUGCUGAACCAAUGGAGCAAUCUUUCUCCAAUGAAGCUCAUUGUGUUGAAGAAAUUUUAAAGGAAAUGACCCAUUCAUGGCCACCUCCUUUGACAGCCAUCCAUACUCCUAGCACAGCUGAGCCAUCAAAGUUUCCUUUUCCUGCAAAGGAAACCCAGCAUGCUGGAUCAGUAAUUCAGAGCCAGAAGCAGUAUGACGCACCUUCUAAGACCGUGUCUAUUUCUCAGGAAGGAAGAUCAACGCUUCACGACGAUCUUCAGAUCAGCGAUAGUGAAGAUGGUGAAGAUGACCAAGUCAGUGUUUCCGAUAAGCCAUCUUCUUCGUCAACUCCUCCAAGUGCCCCACAAUCGCAGCCUGAGAGUGUGGCAUUGGCACAUUCCAGCAGUCCGGAGUCUGGAAGCACGAGCGACUCGGACAGUUCUUCCGACUCUGAGAGCGAGAGCAGCUCUAGCGACAGUGAAGCAAAUGAGCCCCCAGCGAGAGCGUCCACACCUGAGCCUGAUCCACAAACAUCCAACAGAUGGCUGCUGAAACACUUUCUGAAACCCAAUGAGAGUUUCCUUGAGGAUGACCGUAGCCGGGGCAAUCUCCAGGAGGGCAAAGGGCAAGGGAAAACGUUCAGCAGUAGCAGUGACAACAGCAGCAAAAGGGAUUGCCCCCAGCCAACAGAUAGUCACUCCAAAACUGCCAGCAAAGCUCCUCGGUCAGCUCAAGACAUACACCUGCCUACCAAGCGGAAUUACCAGAAGUCUCCCGCGCACGUGGAAGAACCCUUCCACAAAACGGUGGGCAAUAAGCAGCCUAGGAAGCCCACCAAGCCCACGGUACAGGAGGAGCCGAAGAGAGGCCUAACGGUAGAAAGCGAGCCCCCUGGCCCCUACGGAGUGAAGGAUCUGUCUUCCAAAGACAAGCCCAAGGUGAAAACGAAAGUGAGGCCAAAGUCUGACAAUAAGAAGGAGCUAAAGCCCGCUGCGCUGGAGCCGUCUGAGAAGAAAAAGCACAAGAGUUUGCACCAGACCACUGUUAAAGCGUUUUUGGACCGUGAUGCUGCAAAAGACAAUUCAGGUGGCAGCGCCCUGGAACAGUUGCCCCUCAGCCCCCUAAGUCAAAGCCCCAGGGUUCCUGCCACCAGCAGAACAAGUAGUCCUAAGGUGGCUGUAGUGGCAAGAGAAGACCUUCCUAGGGACAAGGUUCUCCCGCCUAUCAAGGAUAAGAAAUUGCUAUCGCCCUUGAGGGAUUGCCCAGCCUCUCCAGCGCUUGUGGUUAAAAUUGAUCUCGCUCUUCUCUCCCGGAUCCCACAGCCACCUAGGAAGGGCGGCUGCCCCAAAAGACUUGAGGUCAAAGAGAGCCACCAUAUGCACAAGCACGAGGCUGACAAGAGGAGCACAGAAACGCCAAGCAAGUCUCUCAAGAAGAGGAAGCAGGAAGACAUUCUGAGAAAUGAUCAGAAAAAAGUCAAACUGGAUAAAGAAACCAAAUCAUCCUCAGUGUCAAGUCAUAAAGAAUCCAGUAAAAGCAAGAUGUCAAAACUGUCAGUGGAGACGCAAAGAAAAGAGAUGCCACUUCCGCUGCCACCCCCGCCAUUGUCCCCCGUGCACCCACCACAAAAGCCAGCCAAGACAGCCCAGAAGAGGCCGAAGAGUGAAAGCGGUGCCUGCAGCCAGCCUCCGGGUCCCAGUAUCAGCACUGCCAAGAGCAAGGAAAGCCACAAGGACUCUUCAUCCUCCAAGCACAGGAAACUGGAGGGGAAGCCUUCUGAAAGCUCAAAAAGCAACAAAGGAUCUGUAGAGGAUGUUCCAAACCCUUUCCCAGUGCCUUCUUUGCCAAACGGUACCUCCAAGCCAACGAAACCUCAAAGCAAGCCGCACAAACAACAUCCAGUGGAAUUUCACUUAAAGGAGGCGAAAAGGUUGAAGCACAAAGCUGAUGCAAUGUCAGACAAAGUUGGAAAGGCCUUCAAAUACUUCGAUGCUGCCCUGUCCUUCAUUGAGUGUGGCAUUGCAAUGGAAGCUGAUCCCCUCUCACCAAAGCCAGCCUAUACCAUGUUCGCAGAGACCAUAGACCUCAUCAAAUUCAUAAUGGCAUUAAAAUCUUUUGCGGACUCCUCUACAACCACGCCUGAAAAAAUCUUCGUUGUCUUUUGCAUGCGCUGCCAAGCCAUUCUGUACAUGGCAAUGUUUCGCUACAAAAAGGACACAGCAAUAAAGUAUUCCCGGACCCUUAAUGAACACUUCAAGAGUUCUUCUAGAAUCACUCAAGCACCUUCUCCGUGUGUAGCAAGGAGCACAGGCACGCCUUCUCCUCUCUCCCCGAUGCCCUCUCCAGCCGGCUCUGUAAGCUCCCAGACAGGUUCCAGCGCCAGCAGCUGUGGCAGUGGCAGCAUCGGCUCUUCGGUCAACGUUCCCCAUUUUAUCCCAACCAUCACUUCUUCCUUCGUCAACAUCACUUCUUAUUUUCUCUAUGCCUAUGAUCUCUGGGAACAAGCUGAUGUCUUGGCCAGGAAGAAUAAGAAAUUCUUUUCCGAGCUCAGCGCUGCCGCCUGCUCUCUCUCACUGAACAGCAGUAUGAUGGAACUGGUACACUACACCCGCCAGGGUUUGCAGUGGCUGAGACUGGAACCAAAUACGCCUUAACUGGUGCGUCAAGGCAAGAGAGAAUCUUGCCUUGGACUCUUUUGCACUUUGAAAGCCUCAGAAACAGCCCCUCGUUGGCUGACAUGUUGGAUACAAAACAAAACAAAAAAAUAAAAGCACCUGGAACAAAGUAGAAUGAAGCAUGAUGGAAGGGAACUGGUGCCACUGGAAAACUUUAAGGACUACAUUUCUAUGGUGCCAAUGGGCCACCUGGAAGCUUCACAGUGGACAAGAGGCCUCAAAGUGGAGGACGCCUUUCUUUCUUUCAAAGGACAAAGUGCAAUUCCCCCACCCCCACCCCCUUUUAUUCUUUUUCCCAUCAUGGUUUCAUUGUGUCAAUGGUCUAUAAACAUUUCUGUCAAUGCAUAACCGGCAAGACAACAACAGCAGCAAAAAUCAACACGCGUGAAGAAGUGCCGGCGAGAAGGAAAUCCACCCCCACCCCCCAAGAAUCUUCUGCAACACCUCAAAACGAUGUCCGUGAUGUCCGUGGGCCCAGAACGUGAUCCAGACUCACUUCUUUUGUUUCGUUUUUAUGGAUACCGCAAACACAAUUUGUAGCAUGUGUUCUUCUUCCUGGAGGGCGGGAGGGACAGAGAAUCGGGUUGGAAGGGGACUCUUCAGCAGCACGACGCAACCUUCUCUUGCAAACCUACCUUCCUGCCUCUCCCCUUCCCAAUUGUAGCCAUUCGUUGCACUACUACCCCUUUUCCUCACUGAGUGGCUUGUGGCUUAACAGGCGGCUCUAGCUGGCCUCCCCAGGCUCUGCCUCUUCUCUUUCCCCAUUUUCCUUGCUGCUUCUGGUGGCAACAGCCUACCAGUCCCAGCUGCCAUGUGUUUUUUUUGUGAUAUUGCACAUGCCCGGUGGCACUGACAAUCUCAUAAAGGAAACCGGAACAUUGGGCCUGCACUGCCGGAGGGUGCGCAGUGUAGGUGCCGUUGCCUCCCCAUCCCCACCCCAUGGGCUGCCAGGUUGGGGCGUGGGCUGGCUCACCCUAGAACUCAAUUGAGCGAUACUGCACUAAUGAAUUGAACUGGAAUUGCCUGCAACUGCGGCACGCAGUUCAGGGUUUGCAGGGAGGGAGAGCCCUUUGCACAAGGAGCGAUCUUCAGGGAUUCCCUGGCGCUGUGUCAAUGAGAGAAGAGGGGCUGCCCAGUCGGAAAGGUUCAUACUGGCUAUACGAAGAUUAUUUUCCAUUUUUGGAUCCUUAACAUGGGAGGAAUUUAGCAGCACACCAUUUCAUUUUCACCGCCUGUGGAAUGGCUGGUUCAACCGUUUGCCUUUGGCUGUUGACACACAGCUUUCCAUUUAUGUUGGCAGAUAGUGCCCCUGCCCGUAAGGUUUGGCAGGAUCCUUUCCUUUUAAAAUAUUUCCAUUUUCUCAACAGUAAUCUUGUGGGAUCUGCCAACCUUGAAGCCCCCGGCUUUUCCAAAGCGACUAUGCAGCCAUUGUCUUCAAUUUGCAGGCAAAUCUGCUGCGUCUUUCAUGGGUUAUAAAAGUCUCCGUCGAUGAGAGUGCCUUCAGGACUGCCACUGCUCCCGCUGUACGUGUCUCCUGCACCCUAUUCAGUCUCAUAUACGUUAAAGAUCCCAUUUUGCUGCCCUCUCGAUGGUGCCUUAACUCUCCCAUUUGCUUCUGUCAUUAUCUGACUUCAAGAUAGACCAGUGGGAAUAUCUUCCAAAUAAAUUGUUCUUGAGUGCGGUGUUAGGUUUUUCCUUUUCAGCCGACUCCAACAUUUUAAGUGUCGGAGUUGAUCAUUCCUCUUAUGUUUGUCCCAUACAAAAAUAGAGCCGUCUUCGGUGCAGGGGCAAAGCAGUAUUCCUGUUUGAAAGGACCUGUGGCGUACGAGCAUACCUCUUUGCUGAAAUGUCAAUAAAUCUCACGGCCCCUGCAUUCCCCAGAGGUGUCCCAAAGCAGAGCGUAUCCCUGAUUCAUUCAAGAAAGGUUUGGGAAUGCAGCCCUGCCAAAGGGCAGCAUGAGGAAGCUCCUCUCGUGGACCGACUCCAGGAAAAUUAAAGCCUUAGCUGAUUUCAGGGAUAAGCCACUUUCCCCAUGAGAAGCAAGCUCCCAUCUUUUUCUUCCCACUGCGUUUUAUAAGUUGAACUAGACGUGUGGCAGAGGUCCUGGAUAGCCACUGAACUGUUGCAAAGCAAUCAGCAAGAGGUCACCAUUUGAAGGGGGUGGGCAGGAGAAAGGGGGCUUAAAUGCUUCCCCCCCCCACUCUGCUUUUCCCCUGUGAUGCAGCAAACCUGCACCUGGAACCACAGGUAGAAAAAGUGGAUGGAAGGGGAAAGGCUUAAGUGCCCCCAUCCCUCCUCUGCUUCUUGACAGUCCUUUCUCCUCUGCUUUGCAGCUGUUGGCAGAAAUCCGGAGCGUCUUUUGGACGCUCAGCUCCAUCCUUCGACAGAGAGAUGUGCAGGGCCCAAGUGUGAAUCACGGCUCUGGUUUUAAAAACAAAACUGCCACAAACAUCUCUCUCACUCCGAGGGGAGAAACCCAUCAAAUUGCUGGGCCUUCUGCGGAGUUGGACUGGUGCCUGCCUUUUCCUAGUGAAAGAUGCAGUGCCAGUAUAGAAGGACCGUUGCUCCCAGGGGUCUUAGCUGAGAAGCCUGACUUGGAAGUGUUUGACUUUGUCCACCUGCUUCUCAGCCCGGUCUAGGAGCUCAGACGCUAAGCUCACUUCGUCUCCCCCUUGCAAAUCAUGUUCCCUCUUCUCCCAAUGAAUUGACCUCUGUAGUCUCAGGACGGACCUUCCCUUCCUUUCCCCCUGAUUGGCACCUGAAUCAGCCAGCCAGUGCUGCUGUUCGCCUUGUUGCUGCUUUUGCUCGCUUAAACCCACACCCUGAAGUUAAGAAGGCCGGGUUGUCAAGGGAACCGGCUUAACCUCCUUGCUCAGCACUUUAUCCAAGGGAUAGCGAUAAUCUCUUCCACGCCCUCUCCUGCCUCUUCACCUGCUCCCGGAAUGGUGAGUGAGAUUCUAAUAUCAACCUCUGUGUCAAGAAAAACCCAUUUAAUGCAUUUGUGCUGCUGAUUUUACAUGACCGUGGGGUGAUGCAAAAACCAGCAACAUCCCCAUUUAAGAGCAAAACGUCUGGGCUUCUUUUCUCCUUAAGUAAAGAAAAGAUUUCAAUUAUGAUUACGUCCAGGAAGGCCUGUUCCAAAACCAAAUGGGAGCAAAGCUUCCCUCUGAAUUUCUACAGAAGCUAAGAUGGUUCUCUAAUCUGAACAGCCUACUCUUGUGAGUGCUGUGAUUUCUUUUUAUUUUAAGUGCAAUUGCAAAGAAGCAGUUGGACUAUUUGGGAUCAUGUUUAGGAAGCUUAUAUCCUCUUACAACUUUUUUUUUUAUAAUAUAUAUCUAUAUCUAUAUAAAAGACCAAUUGAAUGAAUUAUCAGAGAAAAUGCCAUUUCAUCUCCAUUCUAGACUCUGGUACCCCAGACACUGAUGAGACUUCCAUUACUUUCAGCCAGGGCCUGGGGCCCAGCGUUCUAUGUUAGGAGCAAGAAAUGUUUUGCCAUUUUAAACACAGGUCAAUGGAGCUGCACGCUCAAAGCAGCCUCCUUUCCCAGAUGAUAUUUAUUUAGAAUUAUAAUUAAUGUAUUUAAAUUAUCAAUGUUCUAUAUGUCGAAGAUACCAUUAUUUAAUAAUUUGCAAGUUCCAUUGACACUGGAGAUGUGGAUUGAAAGUUAAGAGUGAUGACCAUUUUAUUUUCCAAGGGCAAUUCCCCUUCCUUCCCGGCCCUCCCCUUUUCCCUCCAUCUCCUUGGUUUCUUUAUAAAAAUCUGUACAUUUAAAUUUAUUAUGGGGUGUUGUGUCUCCAUCUUGUAAAUAACAUUUUCUGCCCUGUAUAUUGGUGGUACUUCCAGGUUGAUUUGUUUAAUUCAUGUGGGGUAAUAAAAUAAAUAUCAAAUGAAA